CCUGAUUGGCUAUCAAGACACACCUGUCAUUGUUUGCCAAUCAGGAAGCCUCUCACUCCAGCCUUACCAGUAGGAUGAGGCAGGACCAUUUGAACUCUGUACCUCCAUAUUGCAUAGUUUAUGGAUUUUGUCACAGUUACGCCUUUUUUGUUGUUGAUGACUACAUUUGAUCUGCACUUCGCUUGCUGUUUUGCAUCAUGGGGUUACAGCCAAAGCGACCUGGAAACGGACUUCAAAGGUCGGACUUCAAAAAGGAGGAAGAUACUAAAAUGACAAUGACAACAGGAACCUUCUAUAACUUUCGUUCUCACUCGGAAGAAGACAUGAGUGACACCCGCCGCUGUCGUCGUCAUCACCUGCAGCUACGACUUCGGCAUCGUCAUUUGGCCUUCUGGGAAAAAAAGCUUGUCAAAGAUCAUCUUCGUGACAGCUCUCUCAAGUUUUCAGGAAUCCUCUGCAAAAAUCACGACCGACUCUCCCUCUCCCUGGGGAUUUCAAAUGUCGCCUCUUGGCUCGGCUUCGGCGACGUUUGACCACCGUCGAGCGAGCACGUCUCUGCUCUGCAGGCGGCACCAAUUAAGGCGGGCUUGAGCCGGGCAGGUUGUGACAGAAUCGAAGGCGAAGAGGAAAAGGGACGACGAAGAGGAGGAAGGAGGCGGGGCUUGCGGGUGCAUAUGUGGACAGGAAGUGGCCUUUCAGCGUGAAUGCAGAAAAGGAGGAAACCGUGAUGGAGACUGUCGCUGCUACAUAAGUCACCCAACAUCCCUGCCGUGCAUCACCAGUGAUGCCAUGAUCCAGUUCUGACUGUGGGUAAUGCCGAGCCAAAUCACCAAUCCUGGAGAUGCCGAAGAGAAGAGAUAUUCUUGCCAUCGUGUUGAUCGUGUUACCCUGGACGUUGCUCAUCACAGUUUGGCACCAAAGCGCUAUCGCUCCGCUCCUUGCCAUCCGCAAGGCCUGUCACCACCUAGUAAAAGAGAUCUUUAUCAUUCCAGAGAGGCUCGCAGUCCGCCACCACCGACUCUCAGAUGACGGCGUGGAGGGCAAGAGGGAGGCCGGAGGCCAGGCGGGAGACUCCAAGGAAUACUGCGCCUCAGAUAAGGACAUUGUGGAGGUGGUGAGGACCGAGUAUGUCUACACCCGGCCUCCGCCUUGGUCGGACGUGCUGCCCACCAUCCACGUCAUCACGCCCACGUACAGCCGACCCGUGCAGAAGGCCGAGCUGACCCGGCUGGCGAACACCUUCCUCCACAUUCCCAAUCUGCACUGGAUCCUGGUGGAGGACUCCCAGAGGAGGACCCCCCUGGUGACGAGACUCCUCAGAGAAACGGGGCUCAACUACACCCACCUCAAUGUGGAGACGCCCCGGAACUAUAAGCUGCGGGGGGACACCCGGGACCCCAGGAUACCCCGGGGGACCAUGCAGAGGAAUCUGGCGCUGCGGUGGCUGAGGGAGACGUUCAACGCCAACAGCAGCCAGGCCGGGAUCGUCUACUUUGCGGACGACGACAACACUUACAGCCUGGAGCUGUUUGACGAGAUGAGAUCAACUCAGAAAGUCUCCGUGUGGCCCGUGGCCUUCGUGGGCGGCCUGCGCUACGAGUCGCCUAAGGUCAACGCGGCCGGGAAGGUGUACGGCUGGAAGACGGUGUUUGACCCCCACCGGCCCUUCGCCAUCGACAUGGCCGGCUUCGCCAUCAACCUGAGGCUCAUCCUCUUCAAGCCUCAGGCGUACUUCAAGCUCCGCGGCGUGAAGGGAGGCUACCAGGAGAGCAGUCUGCUGCGGGAACUUGUCACGCUCGGCGACCUGGAGCCCAAAGCGGCCAAUUGCACUAAGAUACUCGUCUGGCACACAAGAACAGAGAAGCCCGUCCUGGUAAACGAAGGGAAAAAGGGAUUCACAGACCCCAAUGUGGAAAUAUGACAGUUUUUUUUUCUCUCCCAGAUCAUGGUGGUUGUUUAUGGACACAAAACAGUUGCUGGCAAGUUUUUGAAAGACAAUCUAACCCUCUUUGUCACUUGAAAGUGACUAGUUUUUGGUUUUUUUUGGGAAGGAAAGACAAAGCGGGAUCUGUUUCGUAUGAAAGCACAGCUCGGCGAAUGGCGGCUUUUUUUUAUUUUUUAUUUAUGAGCCCCGUGAAAGAGACGACGUCAAGGACGGCGUGGGCGCCACGGUGACGACAACUUGACAGAAAGACAGCACAAUUCUAACACCUGUCACUAAAAAAAAAAAAAAAAAAAACCUGAAAUGGGAUUAAGAUGAAGAACAUUCAACAACCCGGACUACGAUCUCGUGGAUUUUACUAGGAUAAACACUGCAAGGGAAGGAAUGUCCUUUUGAUAACAAUGUAAUUUUAUUAGUUGUUUUUUUUUUUAUGUUGACGAUACUACUGAACACAUUUACUCCUGGGUUACCAUAAGUCAUGCAUUUCAAACGCAACUUGAAGAAUUGUACAUAAAACACGUGAAAACGCGCACCUCUCACUUAGCACUUAAAACACACUGAUGGUAUUUCUUUGUGACAACGUGUACAUAGCUAUCAGGAAAUGUUGUGAAUACUUGUGAGUAUUUAUGUUGGACCGUGAGGACAAAUAAUAACAGCACACAGUCGCUUUCAUUAACAUUGAAAAAAACUAAACGAGCCACGUAUGAACACAACAAAAUAAGUGUUACGAUAUUCAGUUCUGCGAGUACGGUACAGGUGGUCCUCGGGUUACUCAGACUCGACACAGAACACAGGAAGGACGUUCAGUCGGGAAGUUAUUCGUACGGUCCCUAAUCCUGGGUAGAUGUCACUUGAGAAUAAUCAAUUUGCAAUGCGGUCUGCUGAAAAUGAUGGAAAGCGCCACUAUACAUAGCAACGGACGCUGUGGUCAAAGUUGGAAUUGCCACAAAAAAACACUUUUUAAGAUUUUCAACUGAAGCGGGUUGUGCACCUCCGAAUCUGUCACGUUUCAUGUGUCAGGUAAUCCGUCCCUUUACUACUGUACACAUCGACUUUGCUCUUGUCCAACGUAGAAAAUGCCAUUUAAAGAUGUCAGGAUCUUGUCAGAGUUUGUUAUUGACGAACUCCGAGAUGCAGAGAUGGAGUGAGAAAACAUGAUUUCAUUAAAAUAUUAGAACUAGAACAAACAAAAGGGUACUAACACAAAGCGCGCACGAGGCGGAUAACCAACAAAGAAAGUUAGCAUGGGAGCUAGAAAAUAAAAGGAGCUUAACAUGGAAGCUAGCAAAAACAAAAAGGGUCUAGCGUGGAAGCUAGCGGGUAGCGAGCAGGAAAACAGAAAUCGUAACGUGUAGCACAAAACAAACUGAAAGCUGGGAACAAAAAAACAGUAAGCUACAAACAUCUAACGGAUAUAGCUUACCGCUACGCUGCAAAUACAAGACAUGGCCCGACACGACAGGAGCGACAAGAUCGACAUCGACAAGACAAUAAUCCAGCACUGACUGGAAGACAAAGCAGGUACAAAUAGGAGUGGACUGAUUUACACCAGGUGUGGCCAGGUGCCAAUCAGCCGCAGCUGAGGGGAAACAAAGCACUCAGGGAGACAAACAGGAAGCUGAACCAAAAUAAGAGUGCUGACAGGAACUAAGGACAGGAAAUACUAAACACACAGAGGAAAACCUAAAACACAAACAGCCGUCGAAAAAACAGAAGCUAAAAUGAAGAAUUAAAUUAAAAUGUAUUUAUUAUUCUUUACAAUUUAAAAAAUUAAUUUACUUGAACGUUGAUUUAAAUUGUCAGGAAAGAAGAGGAAGGAAUUUAAAAUGUAAAAAGGUAUAUGUGUUUAAAAAUCCUAAAAUCAUUUCUAAGGUUGUAUUUUUUCUCUAAAAUUGUCUUUCUGAAAGUUAUAAGAAGCAAAAUAAAAUAAAAAAAUGAAUUUAUUUAAACAAAUGAAGACCAAGUCUUUAAACUAUUUUCUCGGAUUUGCAAAUUCUAUUUGAGUUUUGUCUCUCUUAGAAUUAAAAAUGUCGGGCAAAGCGAGACCAGCUUGCUAGUAAAUAAAUACAAUUUAAAAAAAUAGAGGCAGCUCACUGGUAAGUGCUGCUAUUUGAGCUAUUUUUAGAACAAGCCAGCGGGAGACUCAUCUGGUCCUUACGGGCGACCUGGUGACCCUUGAUCUAACCACUAGGCCACUUAGUAGGUUUUGACAGACGUCACACCAGGAAGCAGCGACCGCUCGGAGAAAGGCCGAAAAGUGACAACCUACUCUAAGAUCUCUAUUACGUUCUAAAAAAAUAAAAUGACUUGUACAAAAUGAAUUAAUCCCCCCGACACACCUGCUGUGCGAGGGUCUUAAUUAACUCACCAGGUUUAAAUGUUAGUUACGUCCCACGAUCAGACUCCUCCCACUCGAAUUUCGACUAUUUGGAGACAGCCUUACUUAUUUCACUUCACUUCUUACUUUCACUUUCAUUUGAUUUGGUGUACCUCACGCUCGGGGGGAAAAACAGAGAUUCCAGUUAAGAGUGAACUACAACCAACAAAAGAAUUCCGCCUACAUAAGCCCAUUAUUUUGUGUGCGUAUUCCACCACCAAGGUGGCGACUUGUCCAGGGUGUACCCCGCCUUCCGCCCGAUUGUAGCAGAGAUAGGCGCCAGCACCCCCCGCGACCCCAAAAGUGAAUAAGCGGUAGUUAAUGGGUGGAUGGAUUCCACCGCUAUGUCGCAAAAAUAUUUCUCUCUUCUUUUUUUAGAGUAUUUAUCAAUAAUUUAUGGAGGUGCAUUUCAAACUACCAAACCUUGCUUCACUUUUAUUGUCCGCUAAUUGCAGAGCUAAUUUUACAACAAUGAUUUGAUUUAAAAAAUGUGUAAAGGAAUCUGCGAAUAUGCGCGGAAUCUUCUGUAAUUCCUAUUUUUAAGUACCGUAUUUCCUGCGCUUACCAAAGGCAUGCGGUAAAAGUAAGAAUGCGCUAAAUAUUUUAAAACCUCUUCUCACUCCGGCACUUACCAAAGGCAUGCAGUAAAACAUUUGAGUGUGAUGUAAGCUUGGACCUUAAAUCCUACUGAAUAGCUCUUAAUCUUCUUCCCUUUAUGCGAUUUCAAAUUACCGGUAUUGAAAUCAGCCUCCUCUAUUUUAAAAAUGAUGACAGGGGAAGUGUCGCUCGUGACAUCACGAGUUUGACCAGGCGCUAAUACUAAGCAUGCGCUAAAUAUUUUGCGCAGCGAGUUUGACCCGGCAGUAAUUCAAGUCAGGCGCAUACUAUAUACCCUGCGGAAAUUCAAGGAAAUCGUUUAUAAGUGAUUAUUUAUGUUAAUCAACUACAUUUAUUCAUAAUUUAUGACAUUUAUUAUUUAAAUAUUGAUAUAUUUUUAAAACAUACGGUUUCUGUUGGUACAUUUUUAAAAUCUAAAUAAAAUAAACAAUGAAUACUUUGCUACAAAGGAGUUUCUUCUUCAGACAGCAAACUACCGUACCACAGUGUUAUUUAAGCCACACCCAUUAAAUUUUAGACUAAAUAUUUUUACAUAUAUCCGAAGCUCCGGACAAUAAGCUGCAAAAACUGUAUUUAGCGGUACGAGCGAUUUUAUAAAUAUUUAUAUAAAUACCUUAAUUGUUUCCAAAACGGGGCUUGUCAGACGGCAGUAAAACGGCUGAUCAAACAAAACAGAAGUCCUCGUCAUGGGCCCACCAGCCACGGAAGCUACCAGAUAUUAUAAAGAACGUCUUAAAAUGAGGACCACCUGUUUUUGAUGUACCUUUUUCUGUCCAUCACGGUUUUUAGGACGAGGUUUACACUUCAGCCCAAAUGUGACCAAAAUCUGAUUUUUUUUUCAAUCUGAUUUUUUUUUUCCAGCUGACUGCAAAGUAAAAUGUGAUCUUUAUCAGACUCCAGUGUAAACAGGCCUCAAUGUGCCCUCGACGUCACUUGCGUGCACAGUUCCAUAAAGUGUAACCAACAAAAGUUGACCAGAUUCCGUAUAUGAACAAGGUAGUCGCUACUACUACUACUGAAUGAAAUUAAAUUUGCCACACCUUAAAUUAUUUUCAUUUACAUGACAAUAAUAUAAAGUGAUAUAAUGUAUCACACAGUAAAGGCUAAAACUUUGGACACACCUCAUUUAAUGCAUUUUCUUCAUUUUCAUGACUAUUUACAUUGUAGAUUGUCACUGAAGGCAUCAAAACUAUGAAUGAACACAUGCUGGAGUUAUGUACUUAACAAAAAAAAUUGAAAUAACUGAAAACAUGUUUUAUAGUCUAGUUUCUUCAAAAUAGCCACCCUUUGCUCUGAUUACUGCUUUGCACACUCUUGGCAUUCUCUCGAUGAGCUUCAAGAGGUCACCUGAAGUGCUUUUCACUUCACAGGUGUCGUAGUUUGGAUGCCUUUAGUGACAAUCUACAAUGUAAAUAAAGUUCAAGUAAAGUUCAAGUACCAAUAGGUGUGGUGAGAUUAUCCUCCGCAUUUAACCCAUCACCCUCACCCCCUGGAAGGUGAGGGGAGUAGUUAGCACUCAUGAAAAUAAAGAAAAUGCAUUGAAAUGAGAGGGGGUGUCCAAAUGUUUGGCCUGUACUGUACAUAUCCAUCCAUCCAUCCAUCCAUCCAUCUUCUUCCGCUUAUCCGAGGUCAGGUCGCGGGGGCAGCAGCCUAAGCAGGGAAGCCCAGACUUCCCUCUCCCCAGCCACUUCGUCCAGCUUUUCCCGGGGGAUCCCGAGGCGUUCCCAGGCCAGCCGGGAGACAUAGUCUUCCCAACGUGUCCUAGGUAACCCCGUGGCCUCCUACCGGUUGGACGUGCCCUAAACACCUCCCUAGGCAUCCUGACCAGAUGCCCGAACCACCUCAUCUGGCUCCUCUCGAUGUGGAGGAGCAGCGGCUUUACUUUGAGUUCCUCCCGGAUGAAAGAGCUUCUCACCCUAUCUCUAAGGGAGAGCCCCGCCACUCGGCGGAGGAAACUCAUUUCAACCCGUGAUCUUGUCUUUCGGUCAUGACCCAAAGCUCAUGAACAUAGGUGAGGAUGGGAACGUAGAUCGACCGGUAAAUUGAGAGCUUCGCCUUCCGGCUCAGCUCCUUCUUCACCACAACGGAUCGGUACAACGUCCGCAUUACUGAAGACGCCGCACCGAUCCGCCUGUCGAUUUCACGAUCCACUCCUCCCUCACUCAUGAACAAGACUCCUAGGUACUUGAACUCCUCCACUUGGGGCAAGAUCUCCUCCCCAACCCGGAGAUGGCAUUCCACCCUUUUCCGGGCGAGAGCCAUGGACUCGGACUUGGAGGUGCUGCUGUACAUAGCGUACAUAUAUUUUGGAGAGUUUUAAGUGUUUUAUGGCUGUUAAGUAGAGGAAAAUCUGGGGAGAUCAAAGUCUGGGCUUCCCUGCUUAGGCUGCUGCCCCCGCGACCUGACCUCGGAUAAGCGGAAGAAGAUGGAUGGAUGGAUAAAAUCGUCCUCCGAACUACCAGGUAGAGACCUCGUGCAACUUUGAGAACUAGUAGUCCAUUGAUUGAUUGAAACUUUUAUUAGUAGAUUGCACAGUACAGUACAUAUUCCGUACAAUUGACCACUAAAUGGUAACACCCCAAUAAGUUUUUCAACUUGUUUAAGUCGGGGUCCACGUUAUUUAAUUCAUGGUAAAAUCCAGACGAAAUGGAGUGCACUACUCGGCUGCAACCAGCAGAGGCGCUAGUUUGUAGUGAAACACGGCGCUCCGUUAGGAGAAGUUGAUUGGGCUUAGUACAUCACCGGCAUGGAAGUUUGGAAAAUUCAGUAUAAUGUUCAGGACAACAAUGUUGUUUUACGUUAAAUGAAGGUAUUAUUUUGUACGUGCAAAUGAUCCCCCCCCAAAAAAUAUGAACUAUUGUUUGAGGUAAUUUUUGUCAACUUUACUCCAUUCGUGCAUUAUUUGGCAUUUUUCAGAGCAAAAACUGCAGUUUGAGUGUCGUAACAGUAGACAGCUGGCUGAGAAAAGCACAAAAUAUAAAAUUAACUGUAAUCCUUGUCGUGCAUGUCGCCAGCAGCUGUAAGGAAAACAAUGUUGUAUACGUUCGAUACCUCAAUGCUUCAAACCCCCUCAGCCUCUACUGGAAAUACGUCAUCGGAAUUCAUGUUGUUUUUAAUCACCUGCAUGGGCUCACAUCCUACUGUUAUUUAUUCAACUAAAAAAAAAAAAAAAAAAAGUUUAUUUUAUAUUUAUUCGUCUAUUUAUUUGAUGCACAGGUGUGCAAUAAGCUCCCUAAACGAUCUCACGUACCAACCAAUAAUAAGAAAUUAGCAAUAGUCUGAUGUUGAUGGCUCAUAAUUUUUGUCUGGAAUCUAAUGGAGCGUACCAGCAAGUCCGUGUGUGAUGUUUGUUAACGAGCAUUAAUAACAACCCUCCUGGGGGCUUCCAAGGCACAAUAAACUCCACUUAAGUCGUCCUCCCCCCCCCCAUCGUCACUGUCACACUUUUAUGCAUGGGACUCUUGUUGUUAUUCGCCUCAAAUUGGAGUUUGUCUCAGAGAAAGAUGGCCGUUGGUUGGAGAUAAAUAAACAACUAAAAACAUCUGAGUGUCUGUGAAGCAUUUUGUUAAUCUGACAGUGUUCAUGUAACGUGUGGAAUAUUUGUGCGAUCCCUCACGUGUUUUUGUCUUUCACGCCAUAGGCUUUAGAGUAGUCAGUGUGCAGCUCAGCAGAUGGCGUGGGCGGCUGAUGCCACAGCGGUGGAGAAGAUUCGCAAGGCGAUGAAGAUCCUUGGCCUUCUUUUGCCACAUGCUGAAAAGUUUUGACCUCUGCCAUGCAUGGUAAAUUCCAUACUGGUAGAGAAAACAAUGAAUAAAUACUCCAAAUAACUUCCAUAUUCGAUUCAACCGCCGUCUCCUCUAAUCGCCAGGUGACAAGGAAAUCAAAUAACCAUCAGAGUCUCUAAUUAGCCCCAGUUCAAAACUGCUCUUGCUUGCUCCUUUUUUUAUUAACUCUAAAGAUUGCUGUCAGGUUCAAACACUAAUGAUAUUUAUUAAACAAGACAAGAAGCAAGGAAAUAA
Nerophis ophidion (straightnose pipefish) is the source of this 8956-nucleotide messenger RNA. RefSeq names its product beta-1,3-glucuronyltransferase 1 (glucuronosyltransferase P) a (gene b3gat1a). The coding region runs from base 842 to 1921 and encodes 359 amino acids. NCBI's taxonomy places the organism in Eukaryota, Metazoa, Chordata, Actinopteri, Syngnathiformes, Syngnathidae. Gene Ontology annotation, cellular component: Golgi membrane. Gene Ontology annotation, molecular function: galactosylgalactosylxylosylprotein 3-beta-glucuronosyltransferase activity. Gene Ontology annotation, biological process: chondroitin sulfate proteoglycan biosynthetic process; carbohydrate metabolic process. The transcript is spliced from 10 exons. The record is from RefSeq and is a predicted model, not a curated record.